AUGGCGUCACAACGAUUAUCAACUCUAUCUACUGUACGGAAACAGCAUUUACUCGUAGAAUUUUCAAGUCUAAAAUAUGCAUGUCCACAUGGCGUAUUCAUGAGUCUCACUCCUGGCGACCCCACCCUCUGGUCCGGCGUACUCUUUUAUCCAGAUCUGCCGCCUCUGGUCACAUUCUCGACGGACAUUUUCCAUCCGCUCAUCACGCCCCUUACGACGUAUAUGUAUAGUACGGAUACGCAGUCAGAUGGGACGGUGAGCGCAACGGAUGAGGAGAGGUUACCACCAGGGGGCUUCUCGUUGAGAGAUGGGUUUCCGGCUUGGUUUGGGAGGAAAAGUAGGAGGGGCGCAGAACAGAGGACUCCGACGAAGACGGAUGGGAGUAUGGCUGAGAGUGAAGCUAUGAGUAGUCCGGGAAGUGGUAUUUCGUCAUCGGGCAAGACGGCAGAUGGUGUGAGGGUGGGGGUUUAUGAGGUAUUGAGAUAUAUGAGGAGGACCUUUGAUGAUGAGUUAGUGCUGGAUAAGGUACCUUUGGAGGCUGCUGGUAAUCCUGGUGCGUGGCACGCUUGGAAGUCAUAUCGGAUAAAGAUUGGGAAGAUGGCCGCGGAGACGAAAGACUCCGACUUGCAAGACCCGACAUCACCGGUAGUGGCACGCGCACCGGGAGAAUGGAAUUGGGAUGGCGUAUGGGAAACGAGAGUCAAGAAGGGUAUUGAGGCCAGUACUGCCGAGACAGUAUUGUUUGGUUUAGGGGCAGACGAUUUGAUACAAUUUCUCAAUCUUGAUAAGGAGAAGGUUGAUCAAAUCAGAGAGCAGAUUAAGGAGAGCGUGGACACUUUGGAACCACAACGAAGGGGUGUGGAAUCAGAUCCUGCGGAAGGAAUGAUCGACGACGCACGAAAAGUGGUCAGGCUUCUUCGACCCUAG
Sclerotinia borealis F-4128 is the source of this 927-nucleotide messenger RNA. The record is from the annotation of a GenBank genome assembly. Lineage: Eukaryota; Fungi; Ascomycota; Leotiomycetes; Helotiales; Sclerotiniaceae.